Malania oleifera is the source of this 2793-nucleotide messenger RNA. Its product is annotated as probable glucuronoxylan glucuronosyltransferase IRX7. The coding region runs from base 948 to 2321 and encodes 457 amino acids. The record is from RefSeq and is a predicted model, not a curated record. Gene Ontology annotation, molecular function: glycosyltransferase activity. NCBI's taxonomy places the organism in Eukaryota, Viridiplantae, Streptophyta, Magnoliopsida, Santalales, Ximeniaceae. The transcript has 4 exons.
AGACCUGCUGACGGAGAAUGUUGAUUCAUAGGUUCGAUGUUACACGAAGAGGUUCGAAAGACUCAUUAGUGGCUGAAGUUUCUAUAUAAUAAUAAAAAGAAAAAAAUAUGUACAUAUUUUUGUACAUAAAAAUAAAAAUUAUGAAUACCAAAUCAUCCAUUGCUGGAGCUCCGAGAAAUACUAAAUCGCAAGCAUGUGUAGCGUUGUAUCCCUGCAUUCGAAGAUCAGGACCGUCCAUCAUAUGAAAUCAACGGCCAGGAACGGCUCUAGACUUCCUUCCGGUUCGCAAGAAGUGGCGUGUCACGAGAAAUGGGCAAUUGGGUAAUUAAGGAGUUCAUUUAAUCACCUAUUUAAUGCAAACUGAUACCUUACUUUAUACGAUAUAAUACAAGAAGAAAUAUCCUCUGGACCAAAAUGUACACCUCAACAUAUCACGUUUAUGGGAAUUCGCAAAGGGCACUUUCGUCAGUCCAUGUCCACAUUUUCUGACGCACCAAAAGCAACCAAGGCCCAUUCUCCCUCCCCCGCCCAUUUCCGCCCUGCUACGGCACGUGAUGUGACCCCUCGAGCACCCCCCACCCUCUCUCUCUCUCUCUCUCUCUCUCUCUGUGAGCUGCUGGCGGAAGUUCAUGAUGAUUAGGUGUUUUUUAUAACACCUACACCCAACCAGACCCACUUGUUGAUCGAUUAUUAUUGAAAACAACAAAAGCAAAUUGCGAGUAGCGUUCAUCAAAGCUAUCAUUUUGAUUUUUUAUCUGUGUUUGAAGUUUUGGUUAUUUCUGAAGGAAAAAGGAAGUGCCAACUGCCAACGAACCCCCAGCUCUGCUCCAAUGGUUCGACUUCAAUCUCUGUUUCGUGGUCUCCACUUCACGUCGAACCAGCAACGAAAGCCCCACCCUACCCGCCUCUUCACCUGCUGACGAUUCUUCUCCUUUGCGUCUUCUUUAAUGGUGGAGCUCAAGAGAUCCCCCAAGAGCAGGGGGUUCUAUGUCAGGAUGAAGCUCCUUCACAGACAUGGCAGGCACGAGAACACUAAAAUCUUUUUAUUUCACAAGUAUUUCAGAUGGAUCCUUUGGAUUUCUCUCUCCCUCUACUUCUUCAGCUCCUACCUCAUCAGCCACAACCCGCACCAGAAGCUCAAAGCCACCGUCGUCUCCGAUCAUUCCACAACCAGUGCUCUCGCCUCCCGCGCCCUCUUCGAAUCCCCUAACACCUCAACUCUUCUUCAGCAACACAAACAAGGGUUAUUGAAGGAUUUGAAGAUUUAUGUCUACGAUUUGCCGUCGGAAUACAACCGUGACUGGUUAUCCAACGAGAGGUGUAGCAACCACUUGUUCGCCUCUGAGGUCGCCAUUCACAGAGCUCUGCUGAACAGCCAUGUACGGACGUUCGACCCUUGGCAAGCCGAUUUCUUCUUCGUGCCGGUCUAUGUGUCCUGCAACUUCAGCACCGUUAAUGGGUUCCCCGCUAUCGGCCACGCGCGUCCUCUUCUUGCGACGGCGGUGCGGCGCUUCUCCGGCGAAAUGCCCUUCUGGAAUCGCAGCCACGGCUCUGACCACGUCUUUGUCGCUUCUCACGACUAUGGAGCCUGCUUCCACGCCAUGGAAGACGCAGCGGUGGCAGAUGGAAUUCCUGAGUUCCUGAAAAACUCGAUCAUAUUGCAAACUUUCGGAGUCGAAUAUGAACACCCUUGUCAAGAAGUGGAGAAUGUGCUAAUUCCCCCUUACGUCUCGCCAGAAAGCGUAGGGUCAACUCUCCGGGCGGCACCAGCGGACGGCCGGCGAGACAUUCCGGUUUUCUUCCGGGGCAAAAUGGAGGUUCAUCCCAAGAACAUCAGCGGACGCUUCUACAGCAAGCGCGUACGGACGGCCAUUUGGGAGACGUUCAAUCGUGACCGGAGGUUUUACCUGAGGCGGCACAGGUUCGCCGGUUACCAGUCAGAGAUCGUACGGUCGGUGUUCUGUUUGUGCCCGCUGGGGUGGGCCCCGUGGAGCCCGAGACUGGUGGAGUCCGUGGCACUGGGCUGCGUGCCGGUGAUCAUCGCGGACGGCAUCCGGCUGCCCUUUCCCGCGGCGGUGCGGUGGCCGGAGAUAUCGCUCAGGGUGGCGGAGAGGGACGUGGGAAAGCUGGGAAAGAUUCUGGACCACGUGGCGGCGACCAAUUUGUCAAGGAUUCAGCAGAGCCUGUGGGACCCGGCGACCAGGCGGGCCCUAUUGUUCAACGAGGUGAUGCAAGAAGGGGACGCCACGUGGCAGGUUCUAUAUGCCCUGUCGCAGAAGGUGAUAAAGUCGUACAGGAAAUCAAGGGUUUCCAGCGAAUGACGAUGUGACACGUGAAAUGUGUCGAUUGGGUUACUGCGAUGCCAGCUGAGCAGUUUACUUUUCCCAACGUGGACGCUAGCGAAUGCAUGGAGAGUAAUAGUGGAGGACAGCUGGGAUUUUUUCGGGGGAGCUGUUAAGAACGUGACAAGUUGAAAUGCGGGCCCAUGUGGGGUGAUGGGGCCCAGAACUGCAGAGAAGUGUACAGUAGGCAUGUGAGGGAGGGUUGACUAUUCCCGUGGCGCGCAGCGAUAUCCUCCAAGAUGCGAUUGGUUCGUAGUGCGGUUCCCUUUUUUUUGUGGCAGGACCUUGAGCUGGGGGGAUGCCGGAAAAUAUAAUAAAUAUUGAAUAUAUAUAUAUAUAUAUAUAUAUAUAUAUAUCUGUACAAAUUUAUUGAUAUUUUUUUAAUUGCAUACAUAGUUUUGGGAAAAAGAAUAAAGAAUAUUUGGGGAAUAACAAACAUCUUAUUUUGGUA